Peronospora farinosa is the source of this 879-nucleotide messenger RNA. The record is from the annotation of a GenBank genome assembly. Lineage: Eukaryota; Oomycota; Peronosporomycetes; Peronosporales; Peronosporaceae.
AUGUUGUCACCUGUGACUCCAUCCGAUGAGCUUUUCCAGCCAAAUACAAGCAUUGAUAUGCAAUACAUUCUCUCCUCCGACUCUUUUAAUAGUCGAAACCACAAGAAAAAGACCAAACGACCCAAGGCCGAUGGUUUUCGCUCGUGUUCUUUGUUACCGGAAUAUUUCACUCGUGUGCUUGAUUACCGUCAAAUGGACUUGGAUGCGACAUUUUAUCAAAUGGUGACACUCUGUGUCCAACCUGCAAAAGUCUACAAAAGUGCCUAUUACCGGAAACAGACCAAGAAUCGCUGGGCCAGAGACGAUCCAGCCUUUGUAGUCAUUCAGUUGAUGUUUUUGUUCAUGGCUACAUUUGCCUGGGCUCUUGCGUUUCGUGUGGACAACAUGACGCGUUAUUUCUCAUUACUAUUGCAUGCAAUUGUAAUUGAAUGGCUCAGUUUUGGUCUUUUGAUCUCAACGUGUUGGUGGUGGAUUACGAAUCAUUCGUUACGGCAGAGAAACAAUCAUGGAAUGGGGGAUGCUCUCUAUGUGGAACAACGAGUCGAGUGGCAAUUUGCUUUUGAUAUUCAUUGCAAUUCCUUUUUCAUUUUGUUUCUGUUUCUCUAUGUGAUUCAGUUUUUGCUUGCACCAAUGCUGACAUCCGAUUCGUUCGUGAUGCUGCUAGUUGGAAACCUCUUGUACUCGUUGGGUUGGGGAUUCUACACGUACAUUACAUUUUUGGGCUAUAUGGCGCUGCCUUUUCUUCACCGAACGGAGCAAUUGCUGCUGCCGCUCGUCGUAAUCCUUGCACUCUUUCUUUCCACGUUGGUGUUGCAGGCUGUUUUUGGUGUGCAGAUUAACUUUGCGCACAUAUCGACGCAUUAUUAUUAUGCUCCGUAG